AUGGCCGAUUCUACUACAGAUCAGAGGUCUAGCAGGCCCAAAGCACGACAAUCAAUUGCGCACGUACCGUCUGCGAAGACGCACUCGUCGAGGGACAAUGCGACAACGGAUAUUGCUGCCCUUCAAGCUCGACACACAGAGGCUAGGGCGGCAAAAAAGAAGUCGCGUGGCAAGAGUCUUGGUCCAGGCGGACUUGAAGCCUUGAAGGAGUCGACGGGAAACGCAACAAAGCCUACGACGCCGUUUCAAAUUAAAUCCAUACUCAAACCUUCCAUACCUCUGACGCCUCCUAAAGCUAUACCGUCGUUUGACGAACUGCGCAAGCGGAGUACGGGAAAAGACAAGGCACAGACGAAGAACAACGCCGAAGAGCUGCUCAUCGACUUCUCCACUCCAGGUCCGAGUGGGCAGAAUGCAGGCGCGGUCGCAAUGUCAGGCGCUGAGAAUGUGGCUGACCCCUUUAGUCCUAUGGCGCGACGAUCUCCCAGGAAAGCCGAGGGAGCGGGUGGAAGUGCAGAAGCUCGAGAGCGCGAGCAGGAAGAGGAGCGGAAGCGCAAGGCAGAGAAGGAGGCCAUAUUGGAACGCAGAGCGGCGAGGAGGAAAUCGCUGGCAAAUCGUCGAGUGUCGUUCGCGCCCGAGGCUACCUUGCAUACGUGGAGCGUCAUGGAACUUGCUGAGGACUCAACCACGAGUUCCGCCUCCAACUCCACAAGACGCCAAUCCUCGAUGACUGCACAAUCACCUGUCAAAUCGAUACCAUCGCCUGAACCAGCAGAUGCGCCUUCGACUCCUGCCGGGCAGACUGAAGAGCUACUUGUCAAGGAGUCCCCUGCGAAGCAGAGGGGCGGCCGCCAGAGUAAACGCAGUCGCAGAAGCUCAGGUCUCGCAGAACCCACGCUCGAUGCCGAAGAGCUGACGUAUUCUUCAAGUCCCUCGGGAGAUGUCACCACUAAUAGCAGUCCUGUCAACUACGAGGAAGGUAUCGAGUCUUCAGAUGACUCAGACACCGAUGGCGAUACAGCGAUGAGUCUGGAAGACGCUACUUCACAUACGGUAGCUUCUGAGGAUUCUGGAUCAAGCACCCCUUCCAGUCUGGAAGAACGCCUGCGGCAAGCUGCCGAACAGGCUGGAACCCGCGGUAUAGAGUAUGACGAGCAUGGCGAGGACUCUCUCAUGGAGAUCGUGACGGGUACUGUAACAAACGCCUUUCAGAAUUGGGCACAAGGUCGGGCUCGUGGAAUCCAAAGCAACGAGAUGGACGAGCAGGAAAACCAGAUCACAUACAUUCAUCCGCCACCAAUAACUCACGACAACGACGCUGAGAUGGAUGAUGAAAGUGGGGAUCAAAGUGGCGAGAUGAGUAUGGACGUCACAAGAGCUGUUGGUGGUAUAGUGACGAGUCGGUCUCCGAGCAAGAAAGGCUCAAAAUCACCUCUCUCACGCCGCAGAAGCAGCAUGCGCCAUCGUCGCUCAUCUGGGAACGAAUCCGUCUUUGAUGAGACCAUGGACUUUACAGCUAUCCAAGGAGGGAUCAUCUCUGCUGGGAUUGAAGAGACGGUGAACAGCCGUGUGUCCGAUGAAGAUAUCAGCAUGGAAUUCACACAGGUGGCUGGAGGUGUCCUGAGUGGAGCAGCUAGUCGAUACUCGAUCGGCUCGACUCAGUCGGAUGAAAAUGAGACCAUGGACAUGACCACUGCCGCCGGGGGAAUCCUGCCCCCUAUUGAGGAGCAGACCGAGCCCCAGACGGAUGUGGAAGAGCAGACCGUGGCCAUGGACAUGACCAGAGCGGUAGGUGGCAUCCUUGUCAAACACGGCAAUCAGACGACAAGACAGUCUCCUGAAGACACCGUGAUUUCUUCACCACAACACGUACCACUUGACCAAACCACACCGAAGUCUCCACCAAAGUCGCACCAACAUCGAACCUCUAUAGCCUCAGAGACUGGCAGUCCGAGCAUUGCUUUGAAGCCACGACUGUCAGGCCGGCCCCAGCGAAGCGCCACGAAAACUGCUGCUACUCCACAAACUACACAGCAUAAUAGCACACCGGUCAAGUCACAGACUAGGAAACAGCAGGGCACUCCAUCAAAGCAGAUCACUCCACUCCCCACGCGAGCUGAGUCUCCAAACAAAACUCCAUUGUCUGCAAAUGUCUCGCACCGAAGUGCUUCGCCAAAGAAGCUGUUCAAAGCCGAAAUCAAAGCCAGGGCAUCCCCGGCCUCUGCAAAGCGAAACGCGCUUUUUUCUCCCGGCAAUCAGACUCCCAGUGUCGUCCUGAAAGCACCCAAAUCUCACCUAGGGCGUCGACGAUCAAGUGGGAUUGGUAUUGACAAAGAUGGAAUCGGCUCUCCGCGAGUGACCGAACUACUGGACCGUCGAUCCUCAAUUGGAGACGCAGCGCCUCAGUUCAAGCUUGCUAGCAUUGAGCCUACAACGUUGCGCUGUGAAGACCCACAAGAAGUUGCGCGAGAGGUAGAGGCCGAAAGAGCAGAAGAGCAGCGUCGAGAGAGCGGCAGAUUUGUCAUGGAACAAGAAGCCGACGAGCCUCAGGAUGAGAAUGUCACUUUACAGCUGAAAGACAUGAUUGAGUCGAUGACGCCGCAGAAACCAAAAUCUGGCAAACUCAAAGGCAGAAAGAGCCUUGCAGUUGGAGGUGCCAAAGGUCUUCUAGGAAAGCGGCCUGCAGAACUCGAUAUGGACGAUGACGAUGGCGAUUCAACUCCGAAGCGUUUGAGAGCGGUUUCUAGAGAAGGGAGCCCAGUGAAAAAGGUUCAUUUACCGAAGCCACCUACCAAGGACGAAACAACUGGCAGAUUUAGCACGAGACUUCAGAAAUCUCUCCAGGAGAUGGCUGACAGUGCUAAUGCAACUCCAAGUCUCGGACCAGCGUCGCCUACUAAACACACGAUAGCACCGAGCCCAGGCACUACUCGACGCUUCAAAGAUGUCAAGGUCAACGAUGAAGCAAGACCAGAAUCGUUCGAGGACAAACUUGAUAACGUGGUUGGAGCCAUUGACAUUUCCACCGUUCAGAUGGAAGAAGGAUCAGCUCGGAGUGAAGAGGACAAGAUCUCUCUCCAGCAGUUCUUGAACAUGACCAAUAUUCAUUUCAUCGAACUGUCAACCACGAAGCGGAGACACACAAUGGCACAGUCAAUGCCGGCCUCUGGGUCCCAGGCAGAUGUGGACGCCAGCAACACAGCGGAUAACUUCGUUGCGGCUGCCACCACAUUGCCACUCCUUGAACUGUAUCAGCAUGCCACGCGAGAGCUCAAGUCGUAUAUAUCGGCUGGUCGCAAGAUAAUCCGCUCUAUCGAAGCAGAAACUCUGGCCGACCAGCCACCACUUUUCCGGGAAUACGUCGAUGCUCGCCCUGACGUGAAGGUGGUGAUGGACAACCAAUUUCGCAACGGCAAGGCCAACGCUCGUCUGCAAAGCAAGGAGGGCUGGUAUCAGUGGAGAGCACAGCUGGUAGAAGGCCUCAAGAAUGGGCUAGAGGGUAUCGACCAUGGGAUACAAGCUGACCUUCAACUAUUACAACAACAGCAACAGAUACUAGACUCAGUGCUUCCUCGGCUUAAUCAAGAACGAACUGAUCUCGAGAACCGAAAGGCAUCGCUACAGCAGAGUCUGGAAGAACUGGACAGUAUCCAUCAUGAGUCAUUAACCAAUUGCCGGCGUGAAUUGCAGAAUGCCGACGAAUACUAUCUUCAAAGAUCUGCUUUGCUCGACUCCUUGCACGAACAGAUGCGAGAGAAAGAAGAGGCGCUCCUAGCUGCCGCCGAACUCAAGACCGAGAUGAAUGAUCAGAUUGCAGAGGCAGACCGAGUCAGGGAGGAAAGCAAGGGUUGGCCUGUCGCCGAUGUCCUGGACCUAAGGUCGAGGGUAAAUGCCAUCGAGAAACAAACCGGCUGGCGAUUGAUCGCUGUGGAAGAAGAGAUGGAUGAACCAACCGACUUUGGGCCUGCCCUCACCAUGAUGUACAAGGAUAAUCUACGACUCUUCUUCUACCCUCAAGCUUUCCAAUCCAAGGCUUCAGAUGCACCGCGGCGCAGAUCAGGGAGGAAGUCGGCAUCAACUAGCGGUCCAACGGCGCCUCUUAGCUUGACUUACGCUCCCACAGACGAAGAAGACUCUGAUGUCAAACCGUCCGAGCCACCAACCGAGAAACGCUUCUUCUUGCAGUUGGUCAGAAGCCAAUUGCACGCCUUUGCAAUGAUGCCCAAACGGUCCGUAUCGUCCAGAACAAUGCUGUCAACUGUUUCUCAGGGCUGGGAUCUUGCAUGCAAAAUUUCCGAAGAACUCCGACUUCUGAACCUCGUGGGCAUCACGACAGCCUCCAUCCUAAGUGACGAGAAACUCGGGGUCAAGGUCGCUCUGAUCACGCCGAAGCAAGGGCGGGUUGAUAUUGAAUUCGCGGUAACAGUCGCGAUUCUGAACGACGGUGACAUUGUUGCAUCGACCAGCGUAACUGCAAAUGCAAUCUAUGGCAGCUCGGUGGAACUGUUGAGUGGUGGAAAGGGUAGGAAAGUGCAACAUGCACUGGGAAAGGAGGCUGAGAGUAGAAGCCUGGGCGAAGGAGCUUUUAUCAGUGCCAUCCAUGGCUUUGAAGAGUGGCUGCGUGUACAGGACAAGGCGAGAUCAGGGACGAAGGUGGCUGUCACGAAUGCUUCUGCACCUGAGCCUGAGCCUCAGUCUGUUGCAUCGACUGUCGCCUCCAAACCGACAACAGUCCCUUCGACCUCAACCUCGACCCUGACCUCGGCUACCACUCCAGUGGCGCCCAAGCGCUCUCCUCUGGCUCCUAAACGAACCAACCCACUACAAAAGAAAGCUCUUCCAGUUCCGAAGCAGCGCCUCGAGAAAUUUCAGCCUCAGGCUCUGACCCAACAUCAACUUGCGCACACAGCCGCCGAGAAAGAGAACUUCAACCCAUCUCUAUCGGUCUCUGGCAAGAUGACUCCUCAGAAGCAGCAGCAGCAACGACAGCAAGCACCGCUGGAAGAUAAACGCGGCAUCGACUCGGCCGAGUGGGAGGACGUGAUCCCCAGGGCGGCCAUUCCGCCCGAGAUGCAGGAAGCCAUGAUGCACACACCCAUCAAGCGCGUGGGUGCUUUGAGGAGGAGUCCGAUCUGA
Molecule: messenger RNA, 5136 nt
Organism: Fonsecaea monophora
Lineage: Eukaryota; Fungi; Ascomycota; Eurotiomycetes; Chaetothyriales; Herpotrichiellaceae
Exons: 2
Coding region: 1-5136 (1711 amino acids)
Biological process (GO): mitotic sister chromatid biorientation; protein localization to kinetochore; mitotic spindle assembly checkpoint signaling
Source: RefSeq, a predicted model, not a curated record